AUGGAGAGUGUAGAAGGAAACAACAUGGCAGGGACAGUGGCUUUUAUUCGCGAUGCUAAUAAGCUCUCAAGAGAAGAAGAGAGACAUGAAAAUGUUGAUGAAAACAACAAUGAUAGAUUUGCUAUCACUCAGUGCAUUGGUGAAACCGAUACUCAUUUGGGUGCACUCAUUACUCGCUAUGCACAAACUCUAACCAACUAUAGCUUGCGUAACUUAGAUUUCAACUAUGAGGAAUUAGCACCGUUGCUUCAAUUUCACUUGAACAAUGCUGGAGAUCCAUUUCUUGGAAGUAGUUUCUCUCUAAAUUCAAUGAAAUUUGAAGUCAGUGUACUUGGUUGGUUUGCUAAACUAUGGGAAAUAGAGAAGAAUGAGUACUGGGGAUACGUCACUACUGGGAGAACCGAAGGCAAUCUUCAUGGAAUUUUAGUAGGGAGAGAGCAACUUCCAGAUGGAAUUCUAUAUACCUCAGAAGAUUCACAUUAUUUAAUAUUCAAAAUAGCAAGAAUGUAUAGAAUGCAAUGUGUGAAGGUUGCCUCUUUGAUCUCUGGUGAAAUUGAUUGUGCUCAACUAGAGACUUCUCUACUUGCCAACAAGGACAAACCAGCCAUCAUCAAUCUAAACAUAGGAGGUAUUGAUGAUAUUGAUCUUGUAAUUAAAACACUUGAUAAAUGUGGAUUUACUAAUGAUCAAUUCUACAUUCACUGUGAUGGAGCUCUUUGUGGAAUAAUGUUGCCUUUUAUGAAACAAGCUCUAAGGAUUAGCUUCAAGAAACCUAUUGGCAGUGUAACUAUUUCAGGCCAUAAGUUUUUAGGAUGUCCAUUACCUUGUGGUGUUUUGAUAACUCGUUUGAAAUACAUCAAUGCACUUUCAAGAGAUGUUGACUAUAUUGCUUCAAGAGAUAAAGAAACGGGUAACGGAGGUAAAGGGUUCACAUGGUUUAUCCUAUAA
Molecule: messenger RNA, 948 nt
Organism: Vicia faba (fava bean)
Lineage: Eukaryota; Viridiplantae; Streptophyta; Magnoliopsida; Fabales; Fabaceae
Source: the annotation of a GenBank genome assembly